This is a messenger RNA of Impatiens glandulifera, 1471 nucleotides long. Its product is annotated as transcription factor MYB61-like. The transcript is spliced from 3 exons. The record is from RefSeq and is a predicted model, not a curated record. The coding region runs from base 186 to 1100 and encodes 304 amino acids. NCBI's taxonomy places the organism in Eukaryota, Viridiplantae, Streptophyta, Magnoliopsida, Ericales, Balsaminaceae. Gene Ontology annotation, biological process: regulation of stomatal movement.
CCGAAAAGGAAGCAAAAUCUUGAAAUCACCUCUUGAUCGUGACCCUUCUCUCUCUUUCUUUAUAGAUGAAGUUCAUCUCAUCUCCCCUCUCCUAUUAAUUUGAUUCCUCCAUUUCAUUUUCCCAAAUCUCUCUCUUGCCAUCUUUGUUGCAGAAAACAGAAGAAUAUUAUCACCUGCAAAAUAAUAUGGGAAGACAUUCCUGCUGCUAUAAACAGAAGCUCAGAAAAGGAUUAUGGUCUCCUGAAGAAGAUGAAAAGCUUAUUAAACACAUAACUCAGUAUGGCCAUGGCUGCUGGAGCUCUGUUCCUAAACUUUCAGGUCUCCAAAGAUGUGGGAAAAGCUGCAGAUUAAGAUGGAUUAACUACUUAAGACCAGACCUUAAGAGAGGCACAUUUUCUCAGCAAGAAGAGAAUCUCAUUAUUGAUCUUCAUGCAGUCCUUGGAAACAGGUGGUCUCAGAUUGCAACACAGUUACCGGGAAGAACAGAUAACGAGAUCAAGAAUCUAUGGAAUUCUUCGAUAAAGAAGAAACUCAAACAAAAAGGGAUCGAUCCCAACACUCACAAGCCUCUAAUCUCGGAAAUUGAUAACCAAGUGACUAUAAUUCCCAAUAACAACGACCCUUUGGCCAUACCAACAACAAACAAAAGAAUUCACGAAAACAAGAAAAAAGUGGCAGACAGGUUUGUUUCGUCCCAUGAUCAGCAAAUUAGUUCAAGUUCUACUACAACGGCAGGAUUCUUCUCUUUUCAACAAUUGAACUAUGAGACAUGUAAUAUCGGUCUUUCCACUCCAAACACGCCCUUAUUCCCUGAAUUCAAUCCUACUGUUAAUGUUCCUCAAAUGGGUUCUUCUUCUUCUUGUUUCUUUGAGCAAAAUCCAUUCUCAUGGCAGCAACAGCAGCAACAGACAGUAGAUUCCAUAAAAGCAGAGAAAGAAAAUACUGUAGUUUCUGUAGAAGAAGACAUGAAAUGGUCUGAUUACAUUCAAGCACUUCAAAAUCAAGAAAUACAAUUCAUGAAUGAAGGAUCAACCAAUGGUUGGAUUUCAAAUCAUCAAUUCCAGAGACUUCCAGCAACAGCUUAUGGUCAAUUCUCUUAGUGUGUGUCUUUUUUUAUGUGUGUCUUGUUGUGUGUGUAUGUGUGUGUUCAAUAUAGAGUUUAGUAUAUAUAAUUAUAAUUAAUAUCAUAGUGGUAAAGACACUAUGGAUUAUUAUUUCUUUGAUUACUCUGAAAUGGGUUUUCUAAGAUCUAUAAUUCUCAAGUCAGUAAAUCAUCUAAAGUUUGAGUUUUUUUUUUUUUUUUAACGUAAAAAUCUACUUUUUCAUUUUCAAUGGCAUUCUUUUCAGUGAAAAAAAUAUACCCAUUGAAUAGUUCUUCACACUGAUCAUGAUAGAGAUGGUUUUAUGUAUUUUCAGCAGUUAAGUCUUAUUUUCAAAUGAUCAGUUUCUCUCAGGUUUACCUGUUUCCUCU